GGUGCAGGAAGUGUGUGUAAACCAGAGACGGAAACUGCGGCCAAAGGAUCCAGCAAAGAGAGAGAGAGAGAGGGGGGGGAGUUAAUAGAGGUAGGGAGAAGAUAUAGGAGGAAUUCAUCUUUUCGUUGCAAGAUGUGGAAAGCUGCUGCAGGUCGCACUAUUUCGGUAACGGCAUCAGAUGAUGGAGAUGAUUGGGACACAGACCCUGACUUUGUGAAUGAUUUGUCUGAAAAGGAGCAGCGAUGGGGUGCCAAAUCAGUUCAAGGAUCUGGACAUCAGGCACACAUAAACUUGCAUGAGCUGAGGGAAAAUGUGUCUCAGGAGCAUAAAUCUCUUAAACAGAAAGAAUUAGCAGAUGGGCCAAAGGCAUCCCAUGGAUAUGGAGGAAAAUUUGGAGUCCAAGAUGAUCGUAUGGAUAAGUCAGCUGUUGGACAUGAAUAUGUUGCUAAACUCUCCAAACACUGCUCUCAAACUGAUUCUGUAAAGGGAUUUGGUGGAAAGUUCGGUGUACAGAAGGACAGGGUCGAUAAGUCUGCUGUGGGCUUUGAAUAUGAAGGCAAGACUGCCAAGCACGCGUCACAAAAAGACUACAGUACUGGUUUUGGGGGGAAGUAUGGAGUGCAAGCAGACCGAGUGGACAAGAGCGCCCUAGGCUUCGAUUACCAGAGCAAAACUGAGGUUCACGAGUCCCAGAGAGAUUAUUCCAAAGGAUUUGGUGGCAAGUAUGGAGUGGAAAAGGACAAAGUGGACAAAAGUGCUGUUGGCUUUGAAUACCAAGGAAAAACUGAAAAGCACGAAUCUCAAAAAGACUAUGUCAAAGGUUUUGGUGGAAAGUUUGGGGUCCAGACAGAUCGACAGGACAAGAACGCCUUGGGCUGGGAUCACCAAGAAACGACGCAACUUCAUGAAUCUCAGAAAGACUAUAAGAGAGGUUUCGGCGGGAAAUAUGGUGUUGAGACAGAAAACCAGGACAAAUCUGCGGUGGGGUUCGAUUACAAGGAAAAGCUGGCCAAGCACGAGUCUCAACAAGACUAUUCAAAGGGAUUUGGUGGCAAAUAUGGAGUUCAAAAAGACCGAAUGGAUAAGAGUGCAGCGUCCUUUGAUGAUAUUGAGCGGUUGGCACCAGCUUAUCAGAAGACUAAGCCAGUGGAAGCUGCCAGUGCAAGUGCGAGCAGCAUCCGUUCCAAGUUUGAGAACAUAGCCAAAGCGAAAGAGGAGGAGGAUAGAAAGAAGGCUGAAGAAGAGAGAGCUCGCCGUCGCGCCAGUGAGAAGCUAGAGCAGGAGGAAGCCAAGAGGAAAUUGGAGCAGGAGCAAGAAUUGGCAAAGAAACAAGCUGCUGUAUCGACACCAGCUCGCGACCCUGCUCCAGCUCGCGACCCUGCUCCAGCUCGGGACCCUGCUCCAGCUCGGGACCCUGCUCCAGCUCGGGACCCUGCUCCAGCUCGGGACCCUGCUCCAGCUCGGGACCCUGCUCCAGCUCGGGACCCUGCUCCAGCUCGGGACCCUGCUCCAGCUCGGGACCCUGCUCCAGCUCGGGACCCUGCUCCAGCUCGGGAACCUGCUGCAGCUCACGAACCUGCUCCUGCUCCUACUCCUGCUCCAGCACCUGUUAACGAACGAAGAUCUCCUAGCCCAGUUUAUGAGGAGCCACCGGUGCAUGAAGUAGAGAAUCACCAGGAGAACCAAUAUUCGGGCAUCUAUGAAGCAGAGCCCAGCUAUAGCCCUGAUGAACCACACUACCAGGAAGCAACAUAUGAACAAGAAGCAGUUUACCAGAUGCCUGAUGAAAGUCAAGAUUAUCAAAGAGAUGAGCCCACUUAUGCAGAAUAUGGAAAUGAGUAUGGAAUCACAGCGGUGGCUUUGUAUGACUACCAGGCUGAUGGCGAUGAUGAAAUUUCAUUUGAUCCGGAUGACACCAUCACCAAUAUCGAAAUGAUUGACGAAGGAUGGUGGCGAGGGGAAUGCCGAGGCAGAUACGGUCUCUUUCCUGCUAACUACGUUGAACUGAAACAGUGAAGUGCUCAGACCACUGGUUUAAAUAGAACGUCAGAAUGCACAAUUCCAAUUUAGUACAGCAUGAAUUGUGUUCAGUAUCGGGAAUAAAGUUUUCUUUUUCUCUUGAGUUGCAAUUAUACAUUGCAUAAUAUCCAGUCUUCAGACGCACCGGGGAAAAGAGCUUCAAGUUAAUAUUUGACACGCCUUUGGGAAAAAAAGGGUGUGUUAGUGUGCUUUCGUAUAUAAAGUAAAAUGCACUUUCUAAUUGAAGAGAACCCCUAGUGGUUUGAACCAAUGUGGCAAUUGUGUGGGGGAAGGCUGAUUUUAAGUCUAUGGUUGGGUGCUUCCGACAAAAUAAGACCAAUCGCUUCUUGUUGACCAAGUUUAAACUUUAACUGAUAUGGAACCGGUUGUAUAUCAUUACCCAGCCUAAUCCUUAGUCUCAGCCAUGUGGUUAGUUGGCAAUACUGAUACUUUGUCCACUUACUAAUGGUAAAAUCAAUUAACUUUUUUUUUAGAGUUAUUUUUCCCUCCCCUUGAUGGAGUCUCAGUAGUCUGCUUGAAACUAUAUUUGCUGAAUCAUGAAUGGGUUUGGGUUUUUAUAAUAAAAGUUGCCUUUUUCAGUACUUUGUUUAUCAAGCAUUAAACUGGUUUUAUUGCACUA
Carcharodon carcharias (great white shark) is the source of this 2659-nucleotide messenger RNA. RefSeq names its product src substrate protein p85-like. The record is from RefSeq and is a predicted model, not a curated record. Gene Ontology annotation, cellular component: plasma membrane; site of polarized growth; cortical actin cytoskeleton. The coding region runs from base 133 to 2016 and encodes 627 amino acids. Lineage: Eukaryota; Metazoa; Chordata; Chondrichthyes; Lamniformes; Lamnidae. The transcript has 17 exons. Gene Ontology annotation, biological process: regulation of actin filament polymerization. Gene Ontology annotation, molecular function: actin filament binding.